Molecule: messenger RNA, 4430 nt
Organism: Wyeomyia smithii (pitcher-plant mosquito)
Lineage: Eukaryota; Metazoa; Arthropoda; Insecta; Diptera; Culicidae
Product: netrin-B-like
Exons: 8
Coding region: 925-2883 (652 amino acids)
Molecular function (GO): protein binding
Source: RefSeq, a predicted model, not a curated record
UUUUUUUUGUCUUUCUGCUAUACGGUUGUUGUGUACGGACCAGAGUGGCCAGGCCAGGGGUGCAUUGUGUGUUGCUCCUAGCUCUGAGCAGGUUUUGCACUCAGGACCUUAUUGAUGGGUCGCAAUGAAGUUGUCGAAUCGAAACGAAACAAGCGGAAAACAGAAGGAUAACUUGGCUGACGUUUAGCGUGCUAUUUUUUUAUUACGACGAAUAAGUUCAAAGUACCGGAGACUUGCUUGUCAUACUCUGCAGAAGAGUUUUUGUAUAAGGAUACCUUCCCCCUCCCAGCAGUUCACGACUCUCACUUUCGGUCGUCUGUGGCGUAACAACGAUAAAGAUCUGGGCGAAGGGAGAUUUGUAUCGGAGUAAUCGCAGUGCAGUAGCAGAGCGAAGCAAAAAGUUGUGUGAAGUGAAACGACGAUAUAUAUUUAUAGCGUAAUUCUCGUUUGUUUUGCUUUCCUGUGACCGAUCUGGCCAAAUUGCUGUUUAGAUUUGUUCUUUUUUUUUCUCUUGCCAACGAGAAGGAGCGGCGUGCCCCUGGUGUAUGAUUUCAUUAAGUGUUGUUUUUCUCAUUCGUCUCGUUCUGGUUUUAUAAUUAGAAGUCGCUGAGGACUUCUUUCCUCGCAUUUUUAUUUAUUUUUAAUUACCCUCAGUUUUAUUGUGUAAACAAAGUUGUAUUUUCGGGUGUUUGACAAACCUCCAGAGAAAAGCCAGCAUAUUUUGUUGGUUGUAGGGGAAAAGGCGGAAGACGCGGUGUGAUAGAGUGCAGUGCUAUAAAAUCCAGAGGAAAAAAGUGAAGAAAGUUACCUCGGCCGGGGAAGUAAGAGUUCAACAAACAACGGAACACGCGCGCGAUAAAAAAAAAGUUUGACGAGAAUGUGAAGAGUUCGAGUUCCAAGAAGAAACCGUUAAGUAGAAGAACAAUGAUGCAGCUUAAAAUUCGCUCCUUCUUCCUCUUUUUCUGUCUGUACCUGGUUGGUACUGCCACCAGCCAUCGAUCGUAUCUGCGAAGUUUUCAAACGCAAAACGUUAUCGAUCCAUGCUACGAUGAGGAUCGCCCAAGACGCUGCAUGCCGGACUUUGUGAAUGCCGCCUUCGGUGUUCCGAUCGAUGCGUCUUCCAUUUGUGGCAAAGAAAAACCUACUCGGUACUGUGACUAUAAAGAUCAACAGGCACGAAACGAGUCGGUGUGCGAUAUUUGCGAUGAAACAGAUCCUACCAAACGGUUUUCGCCGCUUUCUCUGACCGAUGUACACAAUUCUAACAAUGUAACAUGCUGGCGUUCUGAGCCCCGCGUAGGUUCGGUGGAUCCUGGCUCACAACCGGACAAUGUUACGCUAACUCUCUCGCUGGGUAAAAAGUUCGAACUUACCUAUGUCAGUCUAAUGUUCUGCCCUUACGCCAUUCGACCCGAUUCGAUGGCCAUCUUCAAAAGUGCGGACUAUGGCAAAACAUGGCAACCGUUUCAGUUCUACAGCUCUCAAUGCCGCAAACUCUAUGGACGUCCCAUUCGGGCUACAAUUUCUAAGACCAACGAGCAAGAAGCUCGCUGCGUUGACCACAACCGAUAUAACGCCGACGGCAUACAAGGAUCGCGGAUUGCGUUUAGCACCUUGGAAGGCCGUCCGUCAGCGCAAGACUUCGACUCCUCACCAGUGCUUCAGGAUUGGGUUACCGCAACCGACAUUCGUGUGGUAUUCCACAGACUUCAGCCGCCAACCACCACGACAAUCCUAAAAACUCAAUCAUCCGAGCAGAUCAAGUACAAGAAGAGCGAAUACAUUUCGAAGGAGAUUUUCACGCCACCAUCGGCCGGCGUUUCCACCUACGCCCUGUCGGACUUCGCCGUCGGUGGACGUUGCAAGUGCAACGGGCACGCCUCCAAGUGUAUCAAGGGAGUGGACGGCAAGCUGGAAUGCGACUGCAAGCAUAACACGGCCGGACGUGACUGCGAGCGCUGCAAGCCGUUCUACUUUGAUCGGCCAUGGGGACGCGGAACGGUGCGGGAUGCGAACGAGUGCAAAGCCUGCAACUGUAAUGGCCAUGCGCGAAAAUGUCGCUUCAAUCUGGAACUGUACAAGCUGUCCGGGCGGGUUUCCGGAGGAGUUUGCAUCGACUGCCGGCACGAUACCACCGGCCGGCACUGCCACUACUGCCGGGAGGGCUUCUACAAGGAUCCGUCGAAGGCGAUCACGCACAAGAAGGCAUGCAAGCCGUGCGACUGUCAUCCGAUCGGUUCAUCAGGCAAAAAUUGCAACCACACAUCCGGUCAGUGCACUUGCAAGGAAGGCGUAACGGGACUAACCUGUAAUCGCUGUGCCCGCGGCUAUCAACAGAGUCGAUCCCAUAUCGCACCGUGUAUCAAGAUUCCACGUGUUACGAUGGUCAACCACCAGGCACAGAACACUGCCCCGGACUCCUAUCAGUACGAUCCAGAUGCAAGUGAAAGUACCAAAGAGAACUGCGGCAAAUGUAGAUUUGACACGAAACGAUUAAAUCUGAAUAAAUUCUGCAAGCGUGAUUAUGCGAUCAUGGCAAAGGUUAUCGGUCGGACGACAUCGCCCAGCGGCAAGCAGCCGUACAUGUCCCGUGACGAGGUUCGAUUCAACCUGCAGGUGCAGACGGUAUUCAAAUCGACCAGCCCCCUGCUAGGGGCGACGACCCAGCGAAAGGCCAGCGUCGGGCUGCUGGUGCCCAACAAAAACCUGGACUGCCGGUGUCCGAGUAUCAAGAUCAACAAAUCAUACCUAAUAUUGGGCAUGGACUCGAAGCAGAGCCCAGACUCGCUGGUACUGGGACCGAAGACAAUUAUCAUCGAAUGGAAGGACGACUGGAAUCGGCGGUUGAGGCGGUUUCAGCAGCAGUCCGGAUCCUGUUACUAAACACGGGAAACACGGUGUAUGUCAAGUCAAUUUGAGGCAUGAAUGGGACUCGAGUGAAUGAGCGAGGGGAAAAUAUGCUUUAUUCGUACGUUUAAGCAAACAAAUUCUGAACGCAAAUAUACGCAAAUUUGAAGCGGCCAAAACCGGAAAAGAAAAAAAAACAAAUACAAACGCAUCCUUACUCAAAUGUAUUAUUAACGUAGCCAGUAAGAGUUGAUUGUGCUUGAAGAAGACUACGAGAUUUGAAGUAUCUAUUUGCAAUGUGUAGAAAUGAUUCCUGGAUCGCGUACCAAUAGAAAAGCCGGAAAUAGUCUUUCCAACAAUAGUAUUUUUGUCUCUGUCAGUGCCAUGGAUAUUUAAUUAGCAAGUGACGAAAUGCGAUUGAAGAAGUCAAAACAUCACCAGCGAGUGCAGAACGGUCGUUCGCGCUUGAAAAUAGAUGCAAUAACAUGUACAAUAAACAAGUCUAUACAGUGUACAAUUUCGAUUUAAGAUUGAGUCUUAUUCAGAAUAAAAAGCGAACUUGUGUUUCAAGAGAUUCAACUUUUCGCAGUCAGCCAUCGUUGUUGAAGUAAGUCUUACCUUUUCUCUCCAUUAUCAUUAGACAGUUAUUGAAUCUACCUGCAAGUUAGGGAAACUGUAUUCGAGUUUAUGUAAAUAGAUCUUGCAAUUAUUAUUCUCUAACCAUUCUAAUCUAGCCCAUAUUUAGAGAGUCUAGAAGCAACAUUUGUUGUACAAACUUCCAGCAGGUUUGUACGACAAAUGCUGCGUAAUAGUCUGAAUAUGAAACGUAACAAAUAUUUUUAAGAUUUUGAGAACCUGUCAAGAAAUAACGAAUUGAACCACAAUCGUAUGAUUAAAUGCCAAUCAAAAUAAAAAAAUAUUUAAUUCAUAACUUUAUACAUAUUGUGAUCAUACUCCUGUAUAUAGAAUCCAAAACCAAUCGGUAACCCACGUUCGUAGGUAUAAACAACCAACAGACAAACGAACAAACAGAAAAUUUAACCUAUAUAUCCACUGUUAGGGAACUAAUUUAAAACUCAUUCAACAGAUAGCACAAAAUAUUGCAGCCCAUUGGUCAAUGAUUUCUGUUUAUUAGAUUUUUAAUAAGUGUUUUCCUACUGUUCCAUAUCAUUGUAUAUCCGCAGUUGCAAGAGAAAAAACAAACCAAUGCACUAAACUGUUCGCCAAAUUGCGCACUAACACAUUGUAGUCCAGUGCAUCUGCAUCUUCCCGAUAAAGUCCCACCUCCCCCAUGAAUCACUGUCGAUGGGAAACAAAAGAAUAGCUGAUCAAUGUAUUAACCAACGUAAUUCUCUUAGUGUUUUGAAUGCUUUAUUUUUUGCGCGAAACAAUUGAAAGAAGGAAAAAUUCGAAAAUUGUUCACCACACGACAUUCGCUUAAGAUUGCACACAAUCGAAAGGAGUGAAGAAGAAACAGAAAACAGAAACAGUAUACUUUGUAUUGUAAGUUAGCGACCAGAAGCGCAAGGCGGAGAGCGAAAAAAAGGUAAUAAAAUCAUUAAAUUAUUUUAUAUUAAACAGAA